This is a messenger RNA of Symbiodinium natans, 828 nucleotides long. The record is from the annotation of a GenBank genome assembly. NCBI's taxonomy places the organism in Eukaryota, Dinophyceae, Suessiales, Symbiodiniaceae.
AUGGCCCAGCUCGGGAUGCCGCUCCUAGAUGCCCCGCCCGGCCUCGAGGCGGUGAGCCCCGAAGCCACCGCGGCACUGCGAGCGCUCGCCUGGCUGCGCUGCGUGGCGGCCACGAGCGCAACGUCGGCCUGGGCCCAGUCGCACGACGCAGGGGCUGGCAUGGAGGAGAAGAACAAGGCAAGGCCUCACAGACUGCAGCAAGCCCUGAAGUGUCAAGAAGGCCCGAAGAUCCCAGACCCCCCAAAACCCCACACCUCCGUAGCAGGCUCGCGUGGCGCGGUUCACGAUGCCACUGACACCCGGUUUGCUGCCAGACUCCAACCCACACACCAUGGAGGUGGAGCGAAUUGGGGGGGGGGAGAGGCCAGGUCAACCGGCAACGGGGCAGCGCAGGUGGACAGAAGAAGGGCUUGCGUUCGCGACUACCAGUUCCUCCCGCAUCCAGACCUGCUCAAGGCUUUUGACUUCGUGCCGAAGCUCUAUGGGCGAGGCGGUGUCAACAUGAAGAAGAUCGUGGACCAGUGUGAGGGCAAGGUCCGUUUGCGUGGGCGCGGCAGCCGGCAUCUUGAGUUUGGCGGUCUCGAGGCUCGGAUGAAGUUGAAGCUCUACUUGAGCUGUACGACGCAGGAGAGUCUUGAGAUGUGUCACCAGAUGGUGCUCGGUCUUUUAGAGCGCUUGGAAUCCGAGUUCAGAAGCUUCUGUCGGAACGACACAGGCAUCGAGCUUAUCCGUAAGCACGGGGCCUUUUCGAAACUUUUUGUGUGCUCCAAGGCGAGGGGCCGAGGGGUGGGCCGCAAAGCCCAGGCACCGCCCAAGGAGGUCCUUUAG